UUGGUCACUGGUUUACUUCGCAGGUUCGUUCAUGACUAGGUAUUGGAUUGAAUUAUUUAAAGAAAACAUAAACAGCAGUGAUGGUUGUGUUAUGAAGGACAACUGAAUAUUUCAUUUCGACGAGAUUAGUAACAAAGCGGUUCUCACCUCAAAUUUUACCACCAGUGAGGGUAUAUCCAAAAGUAUACUGCUCACGUGUGCAGCCUAUCUUAUAAAGGUGUGUUGAUUCAGAUUCAAGUUAUCACCAUGGGAACCAAGAAGCAUGAUGUCAUGUUCAUCUGUCUCGCCGUGCUAGUUAUGCUUGAAUUCAUUUUCUGCUUAUUGAUCAAUGCCUUGGCUGGUAUUGGUGGCUCUUCACUAGGUUGGUUCCUCAACAGCACCGGAGACAUCUCCGAUUACUAUUACAUAGAGAUAACUCCCGCUGGCUGGACAUUCACCAUAUGGGCUUUCAUCUACACCUACCAAGCCCUGUUUCUUCUUUACGUUCUGACGUCACUGUGUAGAAGGAACGCGAAGGGACCAGUCUACCGCAACCACGUUCUCAUCACACCCGUCAUGCUGGUUAUGUACGCAUUCAACCUCGCUCUCAACGUUACGUGGUUGUUCCUGUUUGAUCGACAACACAUGGCGAUUGCCGUUGUAGUCAGUUCCUUGUUGCCGACCACCCUGUGGAUAAUGCUCUUUAUCAACCAUCGUAAAGUUGAUCAAAAUGGCUUCAGCAUGAAACACAGUCACAAGUGUGACUUGUUCCUUGUUCGGGCCAUCGUCCAGAAUGGUCUCGCCUUUUAUGCCACGUGGGUCACCAUCGCCACUCUGUUGAACCUCACCAUCGUGAUGACGUACUGGGGAGACUUGGAACAGUCUGUAGCCUGCACAAUCAGCCUCUCAAUCCUUCUUGUAGAGGUGCUUAUUUACUCGGUCCUUGAGAACAUCGUCUGGGAUAAGUACCUCCGCUACACCUACAGUGUCUGGGUGGUGGUCAUCUUCGCCCUCAGCGGCAGCAUUGCGAGGAACUGGGACCCAGAGCAGCGAAACUCCAUCUACUCAGCCGUGCUCAUUUCCUUAGCAGCGGUGCUGUUUGUUUUAAAGAUCGGACUUAGCAUGUGGCGCUGUUGUAAGAGGCCACUUUACACAAACAAAGUGUCAUCAGAGUCCAAAAUGGAGCUUGCUUUGGCUUAGACAAUAAGUAUGGAGAAUGAAAAAAAGACUUUUAAAAACGAUUUUUUGCUUAUACAAAACUUUGUAUUAUUAACAAUAACCUGUAUCUAUUUGAAAAGGUACCAACUUGAAAGAUACACAAAAAUGCGUUAAAAUUUGUAAUAAGUUUUAGACCUUGAAAUCUUACGAUUGGUUUCAGUCGACCUAUGCCCAUGACGUCAUUUGAGUAGGGCGCCCUCUAGACCAAUGGUUGUUUAUUGGCCGAUGAUGUGUGCUGUGCGUAAACGUUUUCAUUGUCUUUUCCAUGAAUCACCAUAGAUUCCUCGCUUUACGCAAAAAGCUACAUGUAUGUCUAGCACGCCCUUUUACGCAAAAAGUACAGCUUUCGUCCAAUGAUUUGCAUAUACAUUAAUUUUGUAUACAUUUACCUCAGUGAUUGCGGCAGUUUAUUUUCCCUCGUGGGGGCGUGUUUGAGCGUGUGUCAUCAUAAGCAAACGUUUAUUGACUGAAGCAUUGUUUCGCCUCUAAGAUGGCGGCUUGAUGAAUUGCUAAUCUAAUAAUUUUCACUUCAGUUAAAAAUAUUCAAGCUUUUGUAAAUUUGUCGAUACUUUAAUUAACAAAAAUUAAGAAUUUGUUUGUGUGUAACA
Messenger RNA from Asterias rubens (European starfish), 1805 nucleotides. RefSeq lists its product as uncharacterized. The coding region runs from base 247 to 1179 and encodes 310 amino acids. NCBI's taxonomy places the organism in Eukaryota, Metazoa, Echinodermata, Asteroidea, Forcipulatida, Asteriidae. The record is from RefSeq and is a predicted model, not a curated record. The transcript has 5 exons. Gene Ontology annotation, cellular component: membrane.